Molecule: messenger RNA, 462 nt
Organism: Anthostomella pinea
Lineage: Eukaryota; Fungi; Ascomycota; Sordariomycetes; Xylariales; Xylariaceae
Source: the annotation of a GenBank genome assembly
AUGCACUUCUCAACCACCGUAGCCACCGCCCUCCUCGGCGCCAGCGCCGUCCUCGCCUCCCCGUCCGCCCGCAAGGUUGACGCCCGCUCGUCCGAGACCGUGGCCGUGACCGACUUCUUCGUGCACGAGGUCCUGACGACGGCGGCCAACAGCACCAGCGCCGUCGUCGACAGCGUCGCCUUCACCAUCAACGCCGUCGAGGCCACCAACCUGGCGUGCUUCGCCGAGACGGGCGUGCCCUCCGAGGUCGUCACCUGCGGCGACUCCAAGUACCGCUUUGCGCUGUACCCGGGGACCGCGUCGUAUGACAGCUUUGCGCUCAGGCUUUACCACGAGACUGGGCUUGCAUCCGGCCGUUACGGCGAGGGUCCCAUCCCGGUCUACUGCCACGCUGGUGGUGGUGAGGCCCUGGCUUGUUCGCAGGUCAUUACGCCGGUGCACCUCAUCAUCGACUCGGACUGA